This is a messenger RNA of Paramecium primaurelia, 568 nucleotides long. Lineage: Eukaryota; Ciliophora; Oligohymenophorea; Peniculida; Parameciidae. The record is from the annotation of a GenBank genome assembly.
UUUAUGAAUAUUAUUAAUCAGUUGUUAGCAGGAACAAAUCGUAUACAUCUUAAAUAUUCACUUAAGUUUUUCGCCUAAAUUUCUAGAUGUGCAACAAUAAGAACUUGAAUAAUACUUUAAAUGAUAAGUAAGACUAACUCAAUUUACUAUAAAAUACCCUCUUCUCAAAUAUGGUGAUAAAUUUCAUUUAAUUAUUAGUUGAUUGCUUCAUCAAUUUAAACUUUAGAAAAACAUUCCAAUCAAUAAUAGGUACAAGUUGUUGCCAAGUCAAAAAAGAUGUAAAUAAUCAAAGUUUAUGCUUUUAGUAGUAAACGUGAUAAUAAUUGUGGCCAUCCUGAGAGGGAACAUUAUGCUAAAGGUAUGUGUAGUAAUUGCUACCAUAAAUAUGGAAGGACCAAAAAGCCUUGGAUCUGUGGCCAUUAGAAAUUAUAUGCAUGUAAAUAUCAUAUAAUUCAUUUUAGAAGGAUUAUGUUAAAACUGUUACAUUAAUUAAUAUAAUCAAAAAAAAAGAGAAGCUUGGGUAGAUAAUGACAAACCAAAGUUAGAAGAAUAAAAAUAAUAAAUAUGA